Soboliphyme baturini is the source of this 356-nucleotide messenger RNA. NCBI's taxonomy places the organism in Eukaryota, Metazoa, Nematoda, Enoplea, Dioctophymatida, Soboliphymatidae. The record is from the annotation of a GenBank genome assembly.
UUGCAUAUUUUCAGUUUCCUGAGGCCUGAGACGGCCCAAGGUAUCUUCGUUAAUUUCAAGCGACUUCUUCAGUUCAAUCAGGGCAAGCUUCCGUUCGCGGCCGCGCAAAUCGGAAAAAGUUUUCGCAACGAAAUAUCACCUCGACAAGGGGUAAUCCGGGGCUUGGUUGCCAACGAAACCCUAGGAUAUUAUAUGGCCAGAGUCCAUCAGUUUUUAGUGAAAGUCGGCGUUAAACCGGAAAAGCUGAGGUUCAGACAGCAUAUGGCAAACGAAAUGGCUCAUUAUGCUUGCGAUUGUUGGGAUGCCGAGUGUCUUACUUCCUACGUAAGUAUAUGCUCUGAAUUAAACUCUUGAGC